Rubroshorea leprosula is the source of this 759-nucleotide messenger RNA. The record is from the annotation of a GenBank genome assembly. NCBI's taxonomy places the organism in Eukaryota, Viridiplantae, Streptophyta, Magnoliopsida, Malvales, Dipterocarpaceae.
ACAUUUUUAGGUGCCAAUUUCUUGCUGCUAUAGACAUUGACCCUCAAAAGGUUGUAAUGGCUUUCAACAAUGCAAGUAUGUAUGGAGUGGAAGAUUAUAUUGAUUUUAUUAGUGGAGACUUUUUCCAGCUUGCUCCAUACUUGAAGGGGGAUGUAGUAUUUGUUUCACCGCCAUAGGGGGUCCAUCAUAUAAAACAAUCCAGAAUUUCACCAUGGAUUUACUGAAGCCAAAAGAUGGAUACUCAAUAUUUCAGGCUGCUCAGAGGAUAACACCUAAUGUCAUUAUGUUCUUACCUCGGAAUGUUAACCUAAACCAAGUUGAGGAGCUUUCAUGGUUGUCUUCUCCUCCUUUGAUGCUUGAGAUAGAAGAAAACUACUGGGAAGGCUAUUUCAAGGGAAUAACUAUCUACUUUGGUGCUUCUGCACACAGGUAAGUCUUAUUACCUGGGUUUUCAAUGCUAUAAUUACCUUGUUAUCUUACAAUAUGGUUUUUCUGCUAUAGAGAAAUUACCUUAAUUUCAUGCUAGCCUGAUGAUUGUCCAUUAAUACUGAAGGCAUGAAUAACUAUUUUUUCCUUUAGAAAAUUUCUACUCAUACUUUUGAAAGAUAAGCCAAGCAAGGAAAUAUACUCAAUGCUUCACUGACUCUGAAUAUGCUGCUAAGAUAAUUUGUCUUGAGUGGUGAAAGUUUCAGGAUAGUUGAACUGGAACUAGGAAAUGACUUUGUGCUAGCUUUUUAGGAAUACAAUUAAAUAAUUCGU